This is a messenger RNA of Nematolebias whitei (Rio pearlfish), 1099 nucleotides long. RefSeq names its product solute carrier family 39 member 9 (gene slc39a9). The record is from RefSeq and is a predicted model, not a curated record. Gene Ontology annotation, cellular component: membrane. NCBI's taxonomy places the organism in Eukaryota, Metazoa, Chordata, Actinopteri, Cyprinodontiformes, Rivulidae. Gene Ontology annotation, biological process: zinc ion transport; transmembrane transport. Gene Ontology annotation, molecular function: metal ion transmembrane transporter activity. The transcript has 7 exons. The coding region runs from base 164 to 1099 and encodes 311 amino acids.
GAAGUUGUGACGUGUGUUACAUUAAUCAGAGCUCGUCAGUAGCUCUUUCAGGGCAUGCUGUUUAACCUGACAAGCUCCACGUUCAGUGUCAAACGUGAAGGCGCGGUUGGGGUUUGAUGGUGUUGCAGCUGCUGUCCAUUAGUUCAAAGAGAAAAGUGCAAUAAUGGACGAUUUUAGCUCGAUCAGCCUGCUGUCUUUGGCGAUGUUGGUGGGGUGCUAUGUUGCCGGGACUAUCCCUUUGGCCGUGAACUUCUCAGAGGAGAAGCUGAAGCUGGUCACUGUGAUGGGAGCAGGGCUGCUCUGUGGGACUGCACUGGCUGUCAUCAUUCCUGAAGGAGUCCACGCACUUUAUGAAGAAAUCCUUGAAGGUGGACACCACCACAGUCCUGGUCAGGUUGGAGUCGUGGAAGCCUCGGAGACGAAGGCUGAAGUAGAAGCAGCUCUUGAUGCUACUGGGAAACACGAGCACAGCCACGAGGAGCUCCAUGCCUGCAUCGGCAUCUCUUUGGUCCUGGGCUUCGUCUUCAUGCUGCUCGUGGACCAAAUAGGCAGUUCUCAUGUCCACAACGCUGAAGAUCCAGAGUCGGCAAGAGCCGCCAGCUCUAAGAUCACCACCACUCUGGGUCUUGUGGUCCACGCUGCCGCUGAUGGCGUGGCACUGGGAGCUGCUGCCUCGACGUCUCAGACCAGCGUCCAGCUCAUCGUCUUUGUAGCCAUCAUGCUGCACAAGGCUCCAGCUGCGUUCGGACUGGUUUCCUUCCUGAUGCACGCCGGUCUGGAGAGGAACCGCAUCCGUAAACACCUGCUGGUCUUCGCCUUGGCUGCUCCUGUUCUGGCAAUGAUCACGUUCUUAGGCCUCAGUCAGAGCAGCAAAGAGGCGCUCUCCAACAUCAACGCCACCGGCGUGGCCAUGCUCUUCUCGGCCGGCACCUUCCUCUACGUGGCCACCGUCCACGUCCUCCCCGAGGUGGGGGGCAUCGGCCACAGCCACAACCCUGCAGGUGGGAAUGGAGGGAAGGGACUGAGCAAGGUGGAGGUGGGGGCUCUGGUUCUGGGCUGCCUCAUUCCCCUGGUGCUGUCCAUUGGUCACCACCAUUAG